Molecule: messenger RNA, 759 nt
Organism: Ochlerotatus camptorhynchus
Lineage: Eukaryota; Metazoa; Arthropoda; Insecta; Diptera; Culicidae
Exons: 1
Coding region: 1-759 (252 amino acids)
Source: RefSeq, a predicted model, not a curated record
AUGGCGAACCCAGCUCCAGCACAGCAGAAUAUCGCAGCAGUGGCGGUUAAGUUGCCAGAGUUCUGGAAGAACGAUCCGCACAUGUGGUUCGCGCAGGCGGAGGCCCAGUUCUGUCUGGCACAAGUGACGAGAGAUGAGACAAAAUUUUGGCACAUCGUCGCCAAAAUCGACCAGUCCGUGAUAUGUCACGUAUCGGACUUGGUUUCCAACCCUCCGGCCGAGAAUAAAUAUGGAGCAGUAAAAGAACGAUUGAUCGCCCGUUUCGCUCUUUCGCCACAGGCGCGACUCGAACAAUUGCUUGGCUCCUGCGACUUGGGUGACCUUCGACCCACGCAUCUACUAGCCAAGAUGCAGGAGAGCUCCACGGGAUUGAAUGUCGACGAUGCAUUGAUGAAGAUGCUGUUCCUUCAAAGGUUGCCGCCAAGUGUCCGAGCAGUUCUGAGCAUAAGUGAUGGAAGUUUGCAGAAAUUGGCUGAGAUGGCUGACAAAAUGAUCGAUUCAUCUCCGGCCACCGCCGCAGCUGUUCAUGUUCCGGCUUCAUCCACUGGACAAAAUGCUGAUUACGCCAGUUUGAAGGAGGAAAUAGAAGUUCUGACAGCUGAGAUUCGACGCUUGAAAACUGAGCCAACACGAAAUCGUAGCAGAUCUUCAUCGAAACCGAGAUCCCGUGGUGACGACAUUUGCUGGUACCAUCGGAAGUACGGAAAUCGAGCGGAUCGUUGCAGAGAGCCAUGCGCAUUCGGCCAGCAAAAAAACUAG